Messenger RNA from Sphaeramia orbicularis (orbiculate cardinalfish), 2451 nucleotides. RefSeq names its product glutamate decarboxylase 3 (gene gad3). The transcript has 16 exons. Gene Ontology annotation, molecular function: pyridoxal phosphate binding; glutamate decarboxylase activity. Gene Ontology annotation, cellular component: cytoplasm; presynaptic active zone. The coding region runs from base 133 to 1716 and encodes 527 amino acids. NCBI's taxonomy places the organism in Eukaryota, Metazoa, Chordata, Actinopteri, Kurtiformes, Apogonidae. The record is from RefSeq and is a predicted model, not a curated record. Gene Ontology annotation, biological process: GABA biosynthetic process.
AUCAGUUGGAAGUCUAAGUAUAAUAGAGUGACAUUUCUGUAACUUUCAUGAUUUUACAGAAUUACUGAGCUGACAGAUUAAAUCUACAUACAUUCCUUGGAAAUCAGUAACCUGACAUUACAUCCUACUGAUAUGGAUUUCUUGCAGAUCCCAGACAAAAAAAGUGAUAAUCAGGAGGACUUAACAGCAGUUAGAGAGAGCACCCCUGACUUCAGCAGCCUCUACAGCAAAGAUCUGCUUCCAAAAUCAGGAGCUGAGGAGAUGACCAGGGGAUUUCUGCAGGAGUUGUUCAACAUCCUACUGAGUUACAUCUGCAAAUCAAGUCAAAGAAGCUCAAAGGUCCUGGACUUCCAUCAUCCACACCAGCUGAAGGAGGGACUUGAAGGCUUCAAUCUGGAUGUGCCUGACCAGCCAGAAACACUUGAGCAGUUACUUGUAGACUGUAGAGACACACUAAAGUAUGGUGUCAAUACAGGCCAUCCCCGUUUCUUCAAUCAGUUGUCCUCAGGUUUGGAUGUGAUUGGUCUUGCUGGGGAGUGGUUGACCUCUACAGCUAACACUAACAUGUUCACAUAUGAGGUGUCUCCUGUUUUUAUCCUCAUGGAAGAGGCUCUUCUGAAGAAAAUGCAGCAAAUUGUGGGAUGGUCUGGUGAUGAGGGAGAUGGACUCUUCUGUCCAGGAGGCACGAUAUCCAACUUGUAUAGCAUACUGGUGGCAAGAUACUACUUCUACCCUGAGGUUAAGACCAGAGGGAUGGGAGCUCUGCCUCAGCUGGCCCUUUUUACUUCAGAACAUAGUCACUAUUCUCUAAAGAAAUCUGCUGCUGUGCUGGGGAUGGGCAGUGAGAAUGUGGUCCUUGUGAAAUGUGAUGAAAGAGGCAAAAUGAUUCCCAUUGAACUUGAGGCUGCCAUUAUUGCAGCAGAAAAAAAGGGUUUGGUUCCAUUCUAUGUGAAUGCGACAGCUGGCACAACAGUGUAUGGAGCCUUUGAUCCUAUUAAUGCCAUUGCAGAUAUCUGCCAAAGACGAACACUGUGGAUGCAUGUGGAUCAGGCAGCAUGGGGUGGAAGCCUGCUGAUGUCAGACAGACACAAGAUGAAACUACAGGGUAUUGGACGAGCCUGGUCUGUCACUUGGAAUCCGCACAAGAUGAUGGGUGUCCCUCUGCAGUGCUCUGUGAUUCUGGUCAAAAAGAGAGGGCUCUUACAUGACUGUAAUGAGUUGGGGGCUACAUACCUCUUCCAGAUGGACAAACCAUAUGAUGUGAGCUAUGACACUGGAGAUAAGAGCAUUCAGUGCGGCCGACAUGUUGAUGUCUUCAAACUCUGGCUCAUGUGGAAGGCAAAGGGUGCACAGGGUUUUGGAACUCAGGUCAACAAAUGUCUCGAGAAUGCUGAAUAUCUGUAUGAUCAACUGCAGAAGAGGGGAGAUUUUGAACUAGUCUUUCAAAACAAACCAGAGCACAGCAAUGUGUGUUUCUGGUACAUCCCUCCCAGUCUCAGAGGCCUGACCCCUGGACCUGACAGGGACACAAGACUCCAUCAGGUGGCCCCAAAGAUCAAGGGCAGGAUGUUGGAGAAGGGCAGCGUUAUGAUUGGCUAUCAGCCUUUGGGUCCCAAAGUCAAUUUUUUCAGGUGUGUGUUCUCCAACCCUGCCACACAGCAAGAAGACAUCGACUUCCUUCUGGAGGAGAUUGCCCGGCUAGGCCGAGACCUGUGACAGAGUACUUUCUUUUGUGUCACAACACUUUAUUAAGAUGGUGUGGACUCUUGUAACUGAUGAAUUUUCCUGCAAAUUAUAGGCACUUCUAUUGUAAACACUUCGCUUGUUAAAGUUUCUGGGCUGUCUUAUUUUUAUAUGUUUGAUAAUAAUUUGGAAAUUGAAGUCUACAAAGUAAACACAUGUAACCAUUGCUACACUGCUUUAGUGUUAACUAGCUUCAAAAUUUUGUGGGUCUUUGUUGGUUGUCUAGCAUUAGUUAAGUCCCACCUGUAAUUUUGUAACUUUGACAAUAUCUUUGACACAGCUAUUACACAAAUGAAAGUGUUAAGUGCAAGGAGCUACAUCUACUUAGUCAGUACUGAAGCUGCCAUGUAGCUCACUUACAGUUUUUUGGUGUAUUGGAUUGUGCUCUGGGGACUCAAAGGCGAUUUUAAAUUUGGUGCUUGUGCUGAACAGAAGUAUCACAGCCUAUUUUACUGUAGCAGUUUUAUUCAGCAACAUCACCCAUUUUUCUAGGAUGAUUUUAAUAACUUGGUACUUUUACAUUCUCCAUCAGUUUAUACUGGAAAUUGAAUGUUUUGUUUACUAGUUUUACAUUUUUACUGUUAAAUAGUCAACGAUUCUGCUUAGUUUGUGUGACCUGCUUGCAUUGUGCUGCCAAGGAUCCUUCAGAAAAAAAACCUGCAUUGGUCAAUUUUCUGACAUUUCUGUACAACUUCCUCUCAAUGUUGA